Molecule: messenger RNA, 2736 nt
Organism: Aspergillus brunneoviolaceus CBS 621.78
Lineage: Eukaryota; Fungi; Ascomycota; Eurotiomycetes; Eurotiales; Aspergillaceae
Exons: 1
Coding region: 1-2736 (911 amino acids)
Source: RefSeq, a predicted model, not a curated record
AUGAAGGUCCAGACAGCGAAUCUCAUCCUGGGGUUUUGCGGCUCCAUCAUGGCCCUGCCCCUUCAUGAUGCAUUUGAGAACCGAGCCUCUCCGACACCGUCCUCAAGUCAUGCUGUCCAGUGGUCCAGCUCUGCCGCAGUCUCGUCGACCUCUGUGCCUGUACCACCCAGCAGCUCUUUAUUGAGAGUGCCUAUUUCCGCGCCUAGCUCUGCGGCAAAGGAACUCGGUCCCGCCAACUAUCAUGCUCCAGCGAUGAUCAACGGAGCUGCUGUCAACGGUUUUCCACCCACCACUACCGCAGCAACCGCCGCGGGCGCUUCCAGCACCUCUGCAAGCCCUACGACCACGAAACCGGCGAGUUCUCCGACUACCACGGCUGCCGGAGACCAUCCUAGUGUUGGAGGUCAAAGCUCUGGCGGUUACAGCAGUCUAUCUAGUCAAAGUCAGCCUAGCCCCUACGGACAAACGGCCCCUGGAGGUCAGAACACGGGCCUCCCGAGCGCCCCGUCUCAAAGCCAGCCGACUCACCCAGCCUCGGCUACGAGCACUGCCGCAUACAGCGGUGCGAAUUCGGCGACUCAGCCUACGCCUUACGGUCAAUCCUCAGGAUAUGGUGCUUCUACAUCCUCCGACCAGGCGUUUCCCUUCGGACAAUUGAACCCCUUCGGACAAUCCACGGCCAAUGACCAAUCGGCUCAAUACGGGCAACCUGUCCCGCAAAGUCCCAGCAGCGGAUCUGUGCCAGCCACUGGGAAUUUCCCGGGUGUUCAAGUGGCCCCUCAAGGUUCGAUUGCGAACAGCGGUGUAUCUACUGGAGCGCGUCCUCAGGGACAAACGUCAUCGCAGGGUCCAACCUCUAACACUGGAGCAUCUAGUGGCGUCCGGCCCCAGGGACAAACAGCGCAAGAGGGCUCAACUUCCAAUACCGGCGCCUCUGCCGCAGGGCGUCCUCAGAGUUCCACUUCGAACAAGGGAGCAUCUAGCGGUGCACGUCCCCAAGACAAUUCGGCUCCAGUGGUUCCAUCCACAAACACUGGAACCAACAGCGCGUAUCCUCGGGGACAACCUGGCUCGGACGGAUCAAGCGCGACGGCAGGAAAACCUAGUGAAGGACGGCCUCAAAGCCAGUCUGCGAGCACCGGAGCAUUUAAGGGCUCUGCGAACACUGGUGCAUCCAAUGGCGCGCGUCCCCAGGACCAAUCCACUCGCCCUGGUUCGACUACAAGCAACGGCACGCCUAGCGGAACACGGCCCAAGGUUCAGUCCCCUAACACCGGAAGCGCAUCCGUUCCUCAAGGUCAAUCUGUGGAUCCUGAGUUGAUCGGUUCCCAACUCGCCGACCAGUAUGGUCUGGAUGCUGCUGGAGAAUUGCUUCCCCCGGGCUACAACCCUGUCGGAACAGCAUCUGGUGACGAUGAUGAGUCGACUCCUUCGAGCUACACGGGAGGUUUUCCCUCUCAGACCCAGGCCGCUGCUCCGGCUAGUGCCAGUGAAUCCAACCCCAAAGGUUCCGUAGCUUCAAGCUAUGUUGGCACUGUGCCAAAGGGUCAAUCUGCAGCUGCUGGAUACCUUGGAACCACUGCUCAAAGCCAGCCCUUCGGUUACGGCAGCUCUACUCCGAAAAGCCAGUCUUCCGGCUCUAGCUCUGGAGCCUCUACUCCUCAGGGUCAAUCAUCGGCUUACGGUAGCUCCGCUCCCCAAGGCCAGUCUUCGGGAUCCGCCAGCUCGAUCCCUCAGGGACAGUCCUCUGGAUACGGUAGCUCCGCUCCCCAAGGCCAGUCUUCGGGAUCCACCAGCUCGAUCCCUCAGGGUCAGUCAUCUGGAUACGGGAGCUCCACCCCUCAGGGUCAGUCAGCUGGAUACGGAAGCUCUUCUCCUCAAGGCCAGAGCUCCGCCUCUCAAGGCUAUUCCAGCGGCGUCGGCCCAGGGGGCGAUCCUGUCUACAACGGGCCUAUGGCAGGCCCAGACAGCCAGGGCCAGACUACCGGCGGUACUGGAAAAUCUUCCGCAGGUCAAUCUAAGGGCGCCGCAUCACCAUCCGGUCACACCACGAGCUCCGGCCAAACUCCUCAAGGCGGUUCGUCUGCUGCUGGAUCUGGGAAAUCUCAGCCUGGGCAGGCACAACCCCAAGGACAAGGGCAGACCCAAGGAAAGAGCCAGACCCAGGCACAAAAGCCAAGCCAAGGUUCCGCCGCGGGCCAAGGUCAAGGACAGAGCCAAACUCAAGGAAAGGGACAGACCCAGGCACAGGGACAGACUCACGGAUCCGCUCAGUCCGAGGGCCAAGGACAGAACCCGACUCAAGGAUAUGCUCAGGGCCAAGGUCAAGCACAGGCCCAGGGACAGGGACAAAAGCCAGGUCAAGCCUCCGCCCAAAGCCAAAGCCAAGGACAGAGCCAACCCCAAGGAAAGAGUCAGGCCCAGGGACAGCCACAGACCCAGGGACAGGGGCAGAAGCCCAGUCAAGGUUCUGCUCAGAGCCAAGGCCAAGGAAAGGCACAGACCCAAGGACAGGGACAGACUCACGGGUCCGCUCAACAAGGACAGAACCCGACUCAAGGUUACGCUCAGGGCCAAGGGCAGACCCAGAGCCAAGGGCAGGCCCAAGGAAAGAGUCAAACCCAAGGACAAGGACAGAAGCCCAGUCAGGGUUCCGCCCAGGGUCAAGGUCUAGGCCAGAGCCAGACUCAAGGACACUCUCAGGCCCAAGGGCAAGGGCAAGGGCAAGGACACUGA